UGUAUUCAUCCAACGGUUUUCAAUACGGUGAUUUAUGUUUUAUUUAACUGGCAAUUGAAAUCAAAAAAAUAAUCCAGGAUUUGGUUCAAAUCAUUUGUAUUACAAAGAACACAUAGUUUUUUUAAGUUAUUAUUAUUUAUUGUAUGUUAAAGGUUAUUAAAUUUAAGAUACUUAUAAAAAUGAGUACUAAAUCUAAGCAAAAAAAAAUGGGCGAAUACGUCACAUCUACCAAAGAUAAUCAGAAGAAACGUCCUAAUGAUGCUAAAGAUGAUUCUGAGGCUAAAAAAUUAAAGUCUAAUCAGGCUGAAUUAUGUCAAAUUAAUUUUAAUUGUGAAAGAAAAACUUCAAAUGACAAAACCUGGAAUAAAAAAAUUGUAUCAUGGAAUGUUGCUGGGUUACGAGCAUGGAUUAAGAAAGAUGUAAUUGGUUAUAUCAAAAAAGAAGAUCCUGAUAUUUUAUGUUUACAAGAGACUAAAUGUAUAGAGAAACAAAUACCAGAAGAAGCCAAACUAGAAGGCUAUAAAUUUUAUCUUAAUACAGCUGAAAAAGCUGGUUACUCAGGUGUAGCCUUGUAUUCCAAAGAGAAACCAAUAAAUGUACGUAUGGGUAAAGAAAUCAAAGAAUUGAAUGACACUGAAGGUCGAGUUAUAGAAGCUGAAUAUGAAAAAUUCAUUCUUGUUGGCACUUAUAUUCCUAAUUCUGGCCAAGGAUUAAAGACAUUACCAAAACGCAUGAAAUGGGAUGAAGAAUUCAGAAAUUAUUUAAAAAAAUUAGAUUUGAAAAAACCAGUAAUUCUUAUGGGAGAUCUCAAUGUAGCACAUAAAGAAAUUGAUCUCAAAAAUCCAGCUACUAACAAAAAAACUGCUGGAUUUACUCAAGAAGAAAGAGACAAUAUGUCAUUAUUACUUGAUCAAGGUUUUAUUGAUACAUUUAGGUUCAUUAAUCCAGACGUAGAAGGAGCAUACACAUUUUGGACUUAUUUUAACAAUGCAAGAGCCAAAAAUGUUGGAUGGAGGAUUGAUUACUUUAUUGUAUCUAAAAGAUUCAUGGAUAAUGUAUGUGAUAAUGUCAUUAGAAGUCAAGUAUUGGGUAGUGAUCAUUGUCCUAUUGUUCUGUACAUAAAUGUUUAAAUCAAAAAUCAUUUUUUUAUUUUUAAUUGUGUAUUUUGUUUAAUUUAAAAAAUUAUUUGUUUUUAAGUGUAUCCUUUUGUUUGCUUUAAUGUAUUUAAUUUGGUUUUCAAGUAUAAAAUUAAAUUAUUAUGUGUAUUAUGAUUAUUAAUUUAUUAUUACUAAUAAAUUAUUCAAUGUUCAUUUAGAUAGUUUAAAAAUGAAAUUUUUUGUUAACGCCAACAUUAUUCUCAGUAUAUAUAUUUAAUUGAUGUAUUAUUUUAUAGCUUGUAAACAAUAUAAUUUAUUUAUUUGUCAUUGUAGCCAAUAUAUUAAAUGGAAAAGAAAUUAUAAAAUGAAAUUUAA
Messenger RNA from Daktulosphaira vitifoliae (grape phylloxera), 1472 nucleotides. It is a transcript of the gene Rrp1, whose product is annotated as DNA-(apurinic or apyrimidinic site) endonuclease. The record is from RefSeq and is a predicted model, not a curated record. The transcript has 6 exons. Gene Ontology annotation, cellular component: nucleus. Bases 144 to 1130 code for a protein of 328 amino acids. Gene Ontology annotation, biological process: base-excision repair. Gene Ontology annotation, molecular function: DNA-(apurinic or apyrimidinic site) endonuclease activity; double-stranded DNA 3'-5' DNA exonuclease activity; DNA binding. NCBI's taxonomy places the organism in Eukaryota, Metazoa, Arthropoda, Insecta, Hemiptera, Phylloxeridae.